AUGAGAAAACAUCCUGCAGAUUCCCCAGCUUGGAAAACAUCUGAUUUCCAAUAUCCUGAUUUUGCCAAGGAGCCUCGAAAUGUUAGACUUGGUUUAGCAACUGAUGGGUUCAAUCCUUUUAGCACUAUGAGUGUUUCUCAUAGUACAUGGCCUGUGGUUUUAAUUCCAUUUAACUUGCCACCAUGGAUGUGCAUGAAACAACCUUAUUUUAUGCUAUCACCCUAUGCUCCUGGAAAUAACAUAGAUGUCUAUUUAGAACCUUUAGUGGAGGAGUUAAAGGAGUUAUGGGAUGUUGGAACCAUAAGUGACUUUCCUGCUUAUGCAAAUUUAUCUGGGUGGAGCACUAAAGGUCAACUAGCAUGUCCUUGUUGCCAUAAGCAUACAAAAUCACAACGACUAAAGCAUGGAGGAAAAUACUGUUACAAGGGGCAUCGUCGAUUUUUUCCAAAAAGACAUGUUUUUCGGAGAGACAAGAAGUCUUUUGAUGGCACUAAAGAACAUGGAAGGCCGCCACGCCGCUUAACAGGGUCUGAUAUACUUGAUGAGUUAAAUGGGUUCGAAAUUAAAUUUGGGAAACUAGUGAAGGAUAAUCCAAAUCUUCCAUUUAACURGAAGAAGAGAAGUAUWUUWUWUGAGUUACCAUAUUGGAAAGAUAAUUUGCUAUGCCACAAUCUUGAUGUGAUGCAUAUCGAAAAGAAUGUUUGUGAUAGUGUGAUUGGCACCUUGUUGAAUUUUGAUGGAAAGACUAAAGAUCAUAUAAAGGCACGUCUUGAUUUACAAGAAAUGGGCAUUAGACCUGAACUUCAUCCUAAAGCUUACGAUAACGAUAAAGUGUACCUGCCUCCAGCUUGUUUCUCAAUGGAUAAGAAGGAGAAGGAAAUAUUUUGUAAUGUCUUAAAAAAGGUGAAAGUGCCGGAUGGAUAUGCAUCUAAUAUAUCAAGAUGCGUGCAAUUAUGCUUAAAAGUUCUUAGACCUCAAGAUUUGGUUGAACUAGAAAACGAGAUCGGAAAAACUCUUUGCGAUCUAGAGAGGAUUUUCCCACCAUCGUUCUUCGAUGUCAUGGUUCAUCUUUCAGUUCACCUUGCGUCAAAGGCCAAAAUAGGCGGUCCAGUUCAUUAUCGUUGGAUGUAUCCAAUUGAGAGGUAUUUGUCCACAUUGAAAUCUUAUAUUCAAAAUAGAAGUAAACCCAAGUGUUCGAUUGCAGAAGGAUAUCUAGCUGAAGAGUGUCUUUCCUUUUGUUCAUUGUACUUAUAUGAUGAUAUUGGGUCUAGACAUAAUAGGACAAGUCGAAAUUAUGAUGAUGGUGGUUGUCGGGGUGUUUUACCUCUCUUCUCGAUGCCGGGUCUUUCUGUGGGAGCUGUUGAGGAAUUGCAUACUUUAGGGGAUCAAAGAAUCACAGAGGAACUAAGGGCCUUGGCAGGUGGCCCUAUUGAGGUUGUAAGAUACAAGGGAUUUAUCAUAAAUGGUUUUAGAUUUCACACGCAAGAACUUGAGCAGGAGAGAAAAACAAAAAAUAGUGGAGUUGUGCUUGAUACUAGGACAAAUAGCUUCUCAAGCGUUAGAGAUAACAAUCCUAUUAUGGGAGAUGUAACCUAUUAUGGAGUCUUGAGAGAUAUUAUUGGGUUAGAGUAUUCGAUUGACAAAAAAGUAGUGUUGUUUGAUUGUGAUUGGAUCUCAACCGGUAAAAGGAAAAGGGAAGAUGAGAAUGGGUUUACUCUACUUAAUUUUAAAGGCUUGAAGCCUCAUAAUGAGCCUUUUAUACUAGCUUGUCAAGCUCAACAAGUGUUCUACGUGGUGGACCCUGUUGACAAAUAG
Molecule: messenger RNA, 1815 nt
Organism: Cynara cardunculus var. scolymus (artichoke)
Lineage: Eukaryota; Viridiplantae; Streptophyta; Magnoliopsida; Asterales; Asteraceae
Exons: 5
Coding region: 1-1815 (604 amino acids)
Source: RefSeq, a predicted model, not a curated record